AUGCGGUUUGCUCGCUCCAGAAGAGUUCUCAGGCUAAAGACUGUGGACUCCUGCUUUCAAGAUUUAAAAGACAGCAGGCUGGUGGAGGAAACGUUCACUGUGGAUGAAGUGUCUGAUAUGUUGGAUGGCUUGCAGGUGGUUGUACAUGAAGAGGUGGAGUCUGAAAUUAUACACACUGCCCACACCAACGUGCUGCUCCUGCAUCAGCUCUUCUCACAAGCGGAGAAAUUGUACCUGAAACUCCAGACCGACGUCUCAGAACUGGAAAACAGGGCACUUUUAGAACAAGUUGCAGAAUUUGAAAAGGCAGAAUUUACAUCAUCAAAUAAAAAGGCAAACCAAGAAUGUAACAAACCUAAGCUUUCUCCUCUCAAUGAAGGCGGAUUGUCAGAACUGCUUAAUAAGGCAACAAGUGCAUUGGAUGAAAAAUCCAAAUUGGAAAGAGCUCUGAAAGAUUUACAGAGAAUACAAGGAGAUCAAAAGCUUGCAUUAAAAAAUAAGGAAAUCACAAAGCGGGAAGAUACAGUGGCCGCAAUAAGGUCAGAUUUCCAAAAGACACUAAAUGCCAGUACAGUGACACAAAAGAAUCUGGAGGAAAACCUUGUGGCAACGAAGCAUGAUUUCCUCAAGGUCCAGGAAAAGCUCACCGUGGCUGAAAAGGAAUUGGAAAAUAAAUUUCAGCAAACUGCAGCAUACCGCAACAUGAAAGAAUGCUGA
This is a messenger RNA of Acipenser ruthenus (sterlet), 717 nucleotides long. Its product is annotated as leucine zipper transcription factor-like protein 1. The transcript has 7 exons. The coding region runs from base 1 to 717 and encodes 238 amino acids. Gene Ontology annotation, biological process: negative regulation of protein localization to cilium. The record is from RefSeq and is a predicted model, not a curated record. Lineage: Eukaryota; Metazoa; Chordata; Actinopteri; Acipenseriformes; Acipenseridae. Gene Ontology annotation, cellular component: cytoplasm.